AUGGUUGUCGUGGCGGGUGACCUGAAUGCCAAGCAUUCCAACUGGGGUGGCGGAAUUACGGAUGCACGCGGCGCUGCAGUAAUGCAGCUGGCGUGCCAAUGCGACCUGCACGUCCUCAACGAUCCGACCUCUGACCCCACCUUCGCGACGGCGUAUACAGAGAGUUGGAUCGACGUCACCCUGGCAUCUUCCGCAAUGAUAUCGCGCGGUCACGAGUGGGCCGUGCUUGAGGACCUCACCCUUUCCGACCACCGGCUGGUCGAGUUUUCUUUUCCUUUCGCGCGUCCCCCGCCUCGCAAAAAAUUAACGUUUCAGGGGAAGGCCGACCUGCUGCGUCAAUUGGCCGGCGAGCCGUGGUUCGACGCGGUGACUCGCGCUCACUUGUGCUCGGGUGCCGCGUUGGACGCGGUGCUCGAAAAAUUCUAUCUUACUUAUACUAGUGCUCACGCGCGACACCUGCGCAACACUAAAGGCGGUCCGCAUCGCGCGAACGCCUGGUGGACGCCGGAGCUCGGUAGCGAGCGCGGCCGCGUUCGGGCGAUGCGGCGCAAGUACCAACGCGCUCGCGACCCUGACAUGCGCGCGGAGCUUCGCGACGUGUUUGCCGCGGCGCGGGCACAGUACAGAGCCCACAUCCGUGACGCGCAGGAGUGCGCCUUGAGGCGCUAUUGCACGGAGUGCUCCAAGAAAUCUAUCUUUGGUGCCCCGUUUAGGGCGGCGUUUGGGAAGGCGCGACCACCAGUUGUACUGCCCGCGCUGCGAGCUCCCGGCGGCCGCUUGACGUCGGACACGCUCAGCUCUGCAUCGCUUCUGCUCCGCACGCAGGUGUCGCUGGACGAUGUGUCCACCGACACUGCGGAGCACGCUGCCGUCAGGGCGAUUGCGGCGGCCCCGGCCGUCACGCUUAUGGACGACAGGCCAUUUACAACGGAGGAGGUCGAACACCACACGGUCACUUAUCGUUGCCACACGGGCGAAGUAUCUGCCCACUCUACUUUGGGCAGUCCGCAGGGGUCGCCCAUCAGCCCCCUGCUUUGGAACAUCGUUAUUUCAGGACUGUUAGACGUUCCUAUGCCUCCCGGCGUCGCCAUCCAGGCAUACGCCGACGAUACCGUGCUUGUGAUGCCGGGGGAGAGCCGCGCUGCGAUCGAGAGGACCGCGGCGCUCGCUCUGCAGCGCGUUGCCGAGUGGUCCUCUCGUUCGAAAGUUCGUUUCCUGCGUGAUCUCUCCUGA
Messenger RNA from Dermacentor silvarum, 1233 nucleotides. RefSeq lists its product as uncharacterized. Gene Ontology annotation, molecular function: catalytic activity. The record is from RefSeq and is a predicted model, not a curated record. The coding region runs from base 1 to 1233 and encodes 410 amino acids. Lineage: Eukaryota; Metazoa; Arthropoda; Arachnida; Ixodida; Ixodidae. The transcript has 3 exons.